Messenger RNA from Setaria italica (foxtail millet), 1095 nucleotides. RefSeq names its product protein FAR1-RELATED SEQUENCE 5-like. The transcript is spliced from 5 exons. Lineage: Eukaryota; Viridiplantae; Streptophyta; Magnoliopsida; Poales; Poaceae. Gene Ontology annotation, biological process: regulation of DNA-templated transcription. The record is from RefSeq and is a predicted model, not a curated record. The coding region runs from base 1 to 1095 and encodes 364 amino acids.
AUGGAAACGACGAACUCUGCCCUAAUCAAUGGUGCUGUUGAUGCAAGACAGGGGAACAUCACUGCUGUCAUCGAGUCCGCGUCUACAUCAGUUUCUGAGUUACCAGAAUCUAUGGCACAACAAUCAGAUACGGUAUUAGAUAAAAAUGGACAGCCUUUGAUUGCUCCUGAAGUUGGAAUGGCUUUCGAUUCAGAGGAUAAAGCUUACGAGAUGUAUAAUAACUAUGCUGGUAAGGUCGGAUUCAGUAUUAGAAAGAGCCAUACGAAGCGCCGAGUUGAUAAAACUAUAUGCCAGAAGUAUAUAGUUUGCAGUAACGAAGGACACUGUGCUAAUGCGUCGUCACAGAAGGAUGUUACAAGGACGGGUUGUGAUGCCCGUGUUCAGUUUAGUGUCAGCAGAGAGGGGAUUUGGAAAGUGCAAAAGGUUGUACUUGAUCACAAUCAUUAUCUUGCUAGUCCUAAUAAAAAGCACAAGCUGAAGUCCCAGCGUCGUGUUACAGAUGCAGACAGGCAGCUGAUUGGUCAGAUAAGAGAAGCCGGGAUGAAGCCAGCCCAGGUGUAUGAGUUCAUGAAAGAAUUUUAUGGAGGAUCUGACAAAGUUCCAUUUGCAAAGAUGGAUAGCAACAAUGAGAUCGGUCGCGAGCGGAAGAAGUACUUAGAGUGCAAUGAUGCGCAGUCAUUGUUGGAUUACUUGAAGAAUAAGCAGAGAGAUGAUCCUGGAUUUUUUUAUGCUGCUCAAAUAGACGAGGAAGAUGGUCGGAUAGCUAAUUUCUUCUGGGCAGAUGGUCAGUCUAUUAUGGACUAUGCAUGCUUUGGUGACGCCGUAUCAUUUGACACCACCUUUCAGACUAAUAAGUUUGAAAUGCCUUUUGCUCCACUCCUGGGAACGAACCAUCACAAGCAAACAAUAAUUUUUGGGGCAGCAUUGAUAUUUAAUGAGAGUAUUGAAUCAUUUGUUUGGCUCUUUGAGACCUUCCUAACAGCUAUGUCUGGCAAACAUCCCAAAACAAUUUUCACUGAUCAAGACGCGGCCAUGGCAGGAGCAAUUGCCUAUAAAGUAUACUGUGCAAGCAUGCCUUCAAAGUUUUCAGUGUGA